UAUAAAAGAAUCACGCACGGCUGAGAAUGAGCUUUGGCUUGAAGGUUCGCCGGAAUUAACGCAACUGUCUUUUCGACUGUGGAAGAGGUGCGCUUCCUGUUCCAUUCCGCCUGCGAUCACUUCUUUGUAUCUCGAAUGCUAUCAGCUGAUUGAAGCAGGAUUGAGUGAAAAGGAUUUCAUGACAGUCAUAGCCACAUUGCCGUCGCUAAGCAAAGAUUCACUUUAAGGAGUUGUAUUGAGGAUCGGUUGGUUGAACUUCGAGCAGAAUAAAUCAUCUUGCGGGUAAAAGAUGAGCGAGAGCCCCACCAGCAUGGAUGGAAAUAUGUCAGGAGAGUUUGCUAACUCCACUCUCGAACCAGACAUUGGGGGAUUGGUACCAAACAAACACCUUUUCAUCGCCAUUUUCUGCAUCUUCUGCGUCUUUGGUGUCAUAGGAAAUGGUAGUCUGGUUUUUCUUGUCAUCCGGUUCCCACAUCUACGAACCAUGCCCAAUAUACUCAUGAUCAACUUGACUAUUGGUGACUUGCUGUUCAUAGUCUCUACCCUACCAAUCAUCAUCCAAAUGGAACUGGGUGUUGUACCACAGUACGAAACCGUAGGGAUGUGUAAGUUUGUCAACUUCUUUCCCGUAUUUGGCAAGGGGGUGACUGUUCUUUCUAUGAUGACGUUGAGUGUGGAGCGGUACUGUGCCAUAGUACAUGGCUUGGAGAUGCGUUCGAUGAGGACCAGUCGGCGAGUCCUGGGCGCGAUGAUUUUUAUUUGGGGAAUGACAUUCCUCAUAAGCUUACCUGUACUGAUAACCGCUGGUUUUUUGUAUGAAGGUAACGAAGAUACACCCAAAAUAUGUGCUGAUAUGUAUAUUGGAGAGCCGGGAACCAUUGCGUACGUCAGCGUCCAAAUAACUUUGUUGUACAUAUUGCCUCUUCUAGUAAUGGGAUUUUGUUACACGUCAGUCGCUGUGAUAUUGACAAAAGGGGCGCACAAGACGAACAGCAAUAGUCGCAGCAGCACCAACUACAAAGCUCGAAAACGGCUAGCCAUCGCCAUGAUUAUCAUGGCAGUUUUCUUUGGCGUUUUCUGGUUUCCAGUCACCGCUUUCAGUCUGUACUUCCAGGUGCACUUCAAAACACUUUACGAGCUUAAUGAUUCAGAGAUGGCCGCGUUUCAGUUCUUUCGCCGCUGUAGUCGCGUCUUCGCGUACACAAACUCCUGUUUCAAUCCCUGGAUCCUGUAUUUUAUCAGCACGACCCAUCGACGGGCAAUCGCCAGAUGUCUUUGCUCCUGCGGGGGAAAGGAUGCAGAUGAAACUGGCGGAUAUCGCAUGGUGCGCAUGCGCAACAACGGCAGGACUGUCACUACAUUUCAUUCUUACACCAGCGAGUCGGGUACCAACAGAACACAUAUUAAAGCAGAGGAUAUCUAAGAUUGCAUUUCAUUGGAUGCGAGUAAUGAAUUGUGACCUCGCAGUAACAGGUUCGUCCAACAAAGCGUCGGAAAGUAUUUAGCAAACAGAUUACUGUGUUAAACUACAAUCACCUUUCAAAUGCAAAUCGUGUCAAGAAUUUUACGUUAGCCCAGUAUAUUUUAACAACGGGAAAAUGUUGGAAACCUCUACCUCCAGACUAACAGAUUAACCAAUGCAGUUCAUGACAGGGAUUAAAAAACUCAAUUCUUUCGAGCUGAGUAGGUUACGUUAUCCUUACACCACCAACGAGAGAGAGUUGUACACCAGAUUGAGAGGAGUUUGUAAGUGUAGAUGGCAACAGUGUGAGACAGCAAAGAAGAAUUUGCAAUGAUGAUGAAAAUUUGACGUUAAAGAGAAGAUACACGGUGAAGUAUGGAAUGAAUGGAAUUUGAGAGGAGAAUAUGACUGAUUUUAUGCAAUGGACGUGAGGUGAAAAAGGAUAUGAAUAAAAUGAGAUGAGUUAAGGAUAUAAAUGAUAGAUAUUUGCAAACCUUGAACUGCUCAAAUAGAUAUGAAAAACAGUUCUUUUCUUUCAGAAUUGCAAGUAGAAAGACAAGUUGUAACAGAGCAGCUGUAAAAGGAUUAAUCGAGUUCUCGUUGAUUAAAGUAACGACCAAUUUGAAAUGUGAACAUAUCCUUGAUACAAUAGGACAAGAUCCUUUUCAGUAAGUCGAGUCUAAAGAUUUGCGGUUAUUCUGUCUUGGGAAUCUGCACAAGUAGUUAGUGGUAGAGGACUGGAUAUGACAAGAAUAUAGGGGAAGACGCGUUCGAUAAUGAGGUGAAAAAGGCUUCAUCCCGUGUGCGAAUGCCAUAUGUGUGACAAAAGGAAACAAGUUCACAGCUUAAAGCGAUAGAGUUGACAUGACAAAAAAUGAACACAAAAUACUGCUCUUAUGACGACGAAAUUUAUUUGGAAGUCUUUUUUUAUUACCUAGAACAUUGACAUCUCUGUAAAAUACUACCGCAAUAUUAGUGUUAUGCAUAUAUUCCACAUUGUUGGUUUUUAAAAACUAUUUUGCAUCCCAGAGGCCAUGGUUGAUUGAAGCUGCACUCUAAUUUUUGGUAAAAAAUGUCUAUUCAUUUAACAGGGUAAACUUGUCUUUAUAAAGCAUGUUUUAUCAAUUAUACAUUAUGAGAUGUUUACGGGACAUUUAGCCUCUUUAAUUUCGUUACCACGAAUCGACACAGAAGUUGCGUUUGGGAGACGGGUUAAAAGCAGAGAGUUGUGUGAUGUUUAUGCAUGCCGAGAUUCGUGCCACAGUUUUUACGUGCAACACUUUGCGGCCGUAAUGAAAAAAUGCAGAACCAUUUUGUGGCUGAGUUUGUGGAUGUCCGUAAGAAUGACACAGUGCUGGGAGUAGAACUCUCUUUAGCAGUCUUAACAUAAUUCGCUAAAAAAUAUGAAAGGGAUUGUAUUUUUUGACCGUUCGUAUAUCUAAAGACCUCUCAUACAGUGAGACAACGUUUCUGCAAUAUGAUAACCUAAUAUAUAAGUUACGUUCAAGUUGUCAACAUUCAGCUGUCGUUUUGUCAUUCACUUGAAAUCAAGAGAAAAAAUUAAAUAUUUGCCUGUGGCUCUGUAUUGAAUGGAGUAACUUUUUUAAGGAAAAGGACAGUAGGAAACGUAGCGUAGGUACAUGACUUAUUUCUCCGCGAAUAUCGACAUGAGAAGCUGGUUUUCACACAUUUACUUUGUUUUUCUUCCUUGUGCUCUACCUCACGUCAACGUUGGAUUAUAAUUGAUUGGUUAAUGAUGUUGUCGUGAAGUGUGCUAUACUAAUUGGUAUGACGUAAUUCUGAUCUCUAAACAGACUGUACAAAUACUAGCAUGUCCAAAGUAAUGGGCAUUCUCUUUUCCCAUUUUGUAUCCCUGCUUGACAGUAAAGCGUAUCAUGUAAAUUAAUGUUUUUACAUUAAGCCAGAACCAGUAUUAGUUUCAACGUUGCUGUGCAUUGGUAUACAAAGGCUCGCUACGAGUCCUUCAAAAAUAAAGUAGCACUGAGAUUAACGUUCUAAUAACCUCAGCACAUACUUCCACAUGCAUUUUACAAAUAGUGCAUCGGAGAAUUCACUAGAAACAUUCAUUGUUCGCCCGGUAAUUAAUGUCUGUUGAUAAAGACAAUUAACCCGUACCCCGGUUCAUCAUUCACAAGAGUUUCAGCGUGAAGCAAAUUCGUUGCCUUCUUUGCGAAACUCCCAACAAAAACUGCACGGUGCGUUUUCGUCUUUGCCAAGUACUCCUUUUAUCGCAGCGGCGGCAGCGAUUUUGUGGAGUAGGCCAUGAUAGUGUUCAUUUGAAGAAUUCUUGCCACUGCAAUUUCUGUGUUGUUAAUUAUUCAUACAUAAUAUUUCAUAAUUCGUCAGUCAUAUCUUGAAAGCACAUUGCACGUCUAGAAACGUUUAGUAAACAGUCAAAGUGUGUAUAUAAAGCUUUGGUAACUUGACCUAAUAUAUUUACUAAGAUCUUAUUAAUCAAUAGGUUCAGGUACACCCUCUCAACUAACCUGUGGAAUUAAUAUUUAAAAAAAAUUGAUGUUAUAUGCAACAUAAAGUAUUUAUACUUCAACUAACCAUGCAUUGCUCCUCCUAGAACCAGAGGCAAUCAAACUUGCAACCGCAUCAGUGUAAUUAUGAGUGGAGUGUCGUCCAGCUUGGCUGAUUUUUGCAUGUCGUACGUAGCCAUUCAGAAAGGAUGUCAAUUCUUGCAUUCACAUCAGCUUUCUGGUAUUUCCCCCAACCAAUCAAUAUAUUGUAAAUAUUGUUUAGUAAAUGAAGUACUCACAUGAAGCGUCCAUCGGAUCAGCACGAACAUAAACACUCAAUAUAACCUAUAUAUGUAUAUCGUAAGGGGUCGUAACCACCGAAGUGUCACUCAUGUCGUUAGAAUAGGCAAAUAAAAUUGUACCGUAUUUUAAGUGCCCUUGUUGGCUGUUCAAGGACAAUCACGCCGUUUCAUCCAAUAGAACCAAGAAAAAGUCCAAAUUUUGCCUAAACAUUUCCCCGAGUUCUGUUUAAUGUAGAAUACCACAUGGCCAAAACUGAUUUUUAUAUUCAAUCCUAUAUUCACCCUGGGCUUUUCAAGACCCUGAAGAGAUAUAUCACAAUAUUUGUAAAUGUGUAGGCUCCUUAUCAUGGAAUACCAUUAGUGCAAACAUGCGCAUGUAAUUAUAUUGUACAACUUCUUACAGGAAAUAUGGCUUCAAUAUAUUUUACAUAGUUCCAUCGAUCAGCAGCACAAAGAUAUUCCAGCCAAUUAUAUGUUAAUAUAUUGUGACUGUAUUAAAUAACACGGAAAGUUUGAGGCACUGUAAGUUUAAAUAUACAGCAUGUCAUUUUCGCUGUUGUGAUUAUGGGCAGUAGCUUGGCGAGACAUAAUAAACUCUUUCCCGCAGCCUUGGAUACCACGAAA
Messenger RNA from Acanthaster planci (crown-of-thorns starfish), 4874 nucleotides. Its product is annotated as galanin receptor type 1-like. The record is from RefSeq and is a predicted model, not a curated record. Gene Ontology annotation, biological process: G protein-coupled receptor signaling pathway. NCBI's taxonomy places the organism in Eukaryota, Metazoa, Echinodermata, Asteroidea, Valvatida, Acanthasteridae. Gene Ontology annotation, molecular function: neuropeptide receptor activity. Gene Ontology annotation, cellular component: plasma membrane.